Ictalurus punctatus (channel catfish) is the source of this 9370-nucleotide messenger RNA. RefSeq names its product caskin-2. The transcript is spliced from 14 exons. Lineage: Eukaryota; Metazoa; Chordata; Actinopteri; Siluriformes; Ictaluridae. Gene Ontology annotation, molecular function: protein binding. The record is from RefSeq and is a predicted model, not a curated record. The coding region runs from base 5333 to 8479 and encodes 1048 amino acids.
GUUUCAUAUGUUUAUCCAAGUAAAGCCUCUAAAGAUGCACCCUGUUGUCUCCUGGAGAAUCAUUUGGAUGAGUGUUUAGCUGACUGGAUAGUUGGAUAGGAGUUACAUUCAGUGAAGCCAGUACAAUGAAAAGAUUUCUGCUGAGUAAGAGCUAUCCAACAGACACUGUAUUCUGACUGCAACAUCAUCCUCAGACAAGCAUGCCAGAAAGACAAUACUACACACUCUUCCAGUUAAGUUUAGCCAUUAAGAUGGAAGGUGCUAACGAAGCAACCAAACGGAAGCACAACGGGAAACUCUGUUUCCUCCAAGUUAUCUCUGUCAUCAGCUACGUCAAGGACCAGCACAGAAGUAAUUAAGACAUGCGCUAGUGCUGCAGCAGCUCAAGCAGGAGCCACUUAUUCUAGAAGAGAGAUUAAAAUUAAAGUAGAGAAGGCUCACCUCGAAGCAACUUUGGAAACAUCGCAGCAAGAGAAAGAAGCUGAAGCUGCACAAGUCGAACCAACAGUGAUGGAGGCAGCAGCCGCCGAAUUCAAGAUGGCAUAAGAGGAAGAUAAAGUCUUCUGCAAACCUCCAUCACAGAGCGCACAACAGCGCACCCAGGAAUACGUGAUGCGUCACCCCAAUAUCAGUGCCAGCAAUCAGGCACCUAAGGAGAGAGACCGGGAUCCAAGCAACACCUCAUAGGUAAACACAUUUUUCCAUGUACCUGUCAGUCUAGGAAGGUCUAUGUCAUUGCAACCGCAUCCAGCAAAUGAUGUCACGCUACACAGUUGGAGAGUGAAGUUGGAAUUGCAGCGUAGCUCUACCUACCCUAAUGACCAAUUGUCAUACAGAGCCACCGAUCAGGGUCAUUUAAGGGACAAUUCAGCCACAUUUGAGCUUGCCAAAUAUCUAGCUUGGAGCCAGGUCAUGUCUUCAAGUCUUACCAAAUUUGAUGAUCAACCAGAGAACUACCAAGCUUGGACGUCAUCCUUUCUCAGCGCCAUUGAAGAUUUGGAGCUGACAGCAGGAGAAGAGCUCGACUUGCUCAUUAAAUGGCUUGGAAAGCAGUCGGCAGAACAAGCACGAAGGACUAAGUCAGUCAGUAAGAUAUCCACCUACUGGAUUGAAGAUGAUUUGGGAGAGGUUAGAGGAGUCUUACAGUUCACCAGAAGCUAUUGAGAAAGUCCUAUGCACAAAGUUAGAAACCUUCCCUAGGAUAUCCAUUAAAGACUGGCAGAGGCUUUGCGAGCUCAGAGACAUGUUGCUGAAACUAGAGGCUGCGAAGCAGGAUGGGUACCUACCCAGUCUAACACAUCUGGACACAGCCAGAGGUAUGAAUCCCAUUGUGGAGAAGUUGCCUUAUAGCCUGCAGGAAAAGUGGAGGACACAAGGGUCAAGUUAUAAACAGGAACAUCUCUUCGCCUUUCCACCCUUCUCCUUCCUCUCAAGUUUCAUGCACAGCAAGGCUAAAGCACAAAAUGACCCCAACCUUGACUUCUCCUCACCCUCUACUCCCCCUGGUAAGAGACUGCAGUUACCCAGAAGUCAUAGCAAUUCGCACACACCUGUGUCCACUCACAAAACCGAUGUGUCUUCUCCACAUGUGCCUCUGAACACAGGCAAUGGAGAAAAAUCUAAAGAAGAUCCUGAUAGACAGUUUCCAAUCCACGGAAAACCUCACCCAUUGAGCAAAUGCAGGGGCUUCAGAAGCAUGUCGCUAGAAGAUCGCAAGCAAUUCCUGAAAGAGUGUGCUGAAAAUUUGUGCUGGGGUAGCUGAAACAGCUGGCAGAAGAGCUAUUGGCUACACAGUAGAGUCCGCCGAUAGGAAAAUCAGCUUCCGAUUCCCUACCCUAAUAGAGUGCAAUCGAGUUCCAAAAAACAGAGUAGAGAUUCCCUUUCCUGAGGCCGCCUAUCAGCAUUGUCAUUUGAAAGCCAUAGCCGAUGAGACCUUUGGACCCAGAUGCAGACAUUCUUCUGUUACUGGGAAGGGACAUUCUGAGGGUGCACAAAGUCAGAAGACAGUUCAAUGGCCCUCAUAAUGCCCCAUAUGCCCAGAAUCUGGACUUAGGCUGGGUGAUCAUAGGUGAUGUAUGCCUUGGCAGGGGCCACAGACCUACAGAGGUGAGCGCUAUGAAAAUCUUUGUCUUGGAGAAUGGAUGCCCAAAUCUUUUUAGCCCAUGUGAGAACUGCAACAAAGUCAGAGGGAAUCUAUGUUCAGCACCAAAGCUUCUCACAAACUCCCACGCGAAGCUCAUCUACGACCAGGAGUGAAAGAAACCUGGGGUAAUCAGUCUUUUGUCAAACCAAAGAUGACAACAAGAUUGCUCCAUCUAUGAAGGAUUUUAUGUUUCUCCAGGUAAUGGAAGAAGCACUGUUCAAAAAUUAAACAAACAGCUGGGUUGCUCCACUGCCAUUUCGCAAACCAAGGAGAUUGCUUCCUAACAACAGAAAUUAUUCUGUAAGUUGAAUCAGAUUGCUCUGUCACACACUGGAGAAGCCACCAGAAAUGAAAGAUCACUUUAUUGAGUGCAGAAGAUACUCAAUAACCAGCAUGCAGAGCUUGCACCUCUUUAUCUCCUUUCCUUUGGCAUGUACCACCCACGGAAGCCUGCGCAAAUCUGUGUUGUGUUAGAUUCCAGUGCACAGUUUGACUGCAUAUCCCUCAAUGAUGUACUGGGCCGGAUCUUAACAACAGUCUCCUGGAAGUACUCAUGAGAUUUAGACAAGAUUCAGUCACCAUCACUGCUGACAGUCAGCAAAUGUUUCACCGUUUUGUGGUGCAGGAAGACCACAGAGAUGUUUUGUGCUUCCUCUGGUAUCGCAACAAUGACCUCAGUGGCGAUGUUGUGGACUACCAUAUGAGGAUGCAUGUUUUUGGAAACAGUCCAUCACCAGCAGUGGCCAUCUAUGGUCUAAGAAGGGCAGGCAAAGAUGAAGAAAAAGAAUACGUCUCUGACGUGCGAUGUUUCAUAGAGAUUUCUAUUUUGAUGACACAUUAAAUCCUUCUCUUCUGAGGCAGAGGCCAUCGACGUUCUAAGACGAGCACAAGAGAUGCUGACAGGUUCUAAUCUCUGGCUCCACAAGAAACGAAACCAAAAAAAAGGAGUCAUGGAGGCAUUCCCUGUAGUGCACCGGACCAAAGACAUCCAAGACCUGGAUCUCUCUGUGGUUAUACCUGCUUGCUCAGCAGAGCCUUGGAGUGCAGUGGAACAUCAUGUUUGACACAUUUACAGAUGACCGAUAACCCUUCAUACACCAAGGUGCUUUCAAUGGUGAAUAGCUUCUUCGACUUUCUCGGGUUUUUAGCCCCAGUAACCAUACGAGGAAGAUUGCUCCUCCGACAACUCUCUUCAGAGGUAAGAGAAUGGGACACUCCACUCUCUGAGAACAGACAUGAAAAUUGGAGAAAGUGGCACGAUUCCCCGCAGGGUUUAAGGGACCUGCAAAUUCCACAUGCUUGCAUCACUAUCUUCUUCUGAGGCCCACCAGAUAGAGCUCUGUGUCUUCUCAGAAGCUUCCAUGGAAGCUAUUGCUGUUGUAGCUUACCAUAAAGUCACAGAUCAAAAUGGAAAGCAAGAGGUUGGUUUCAUCCUUAGAAAGGCUAAAUUAGCUCCACAGCCUGAGCUGACUAGACCAAGAUUGGAGCUCCACACCACGGUGUUAGUUGUUGAGAUUGCAGAACUAAUUGUCAAAGAAAUAGAUCUGAAACUAGAUGCCAUUAGGUUUUACACUGACAGCAAGGUAGUGCUUGGCUAUAUCCACAAUCAAACCAGACGAUUUUAUAUGUGUAUGAGUAAUAGGAUCUAACGCAUCAGACAGUCCACCCAGCGAGGACAAUGGAGCUACGUUCCCAUGGAACUGAAUCCUGCUGACCAUGGCUCAUGGUCUGUUCCUGCAGCCCAGCUCACCAGCACCACAUGGCUAACAGGACCAGCAUACCUGUAUGAUUCAUCAAGACAAGUCUCUGAAGAAACUCCAUUAGACCUCAUCGACCCCAAGUCUGAUACCGAGAUCCACUCUCAGGUGACAGCCCUUGUGACUGAAGUUUAUGAGGAUCAACUGAAGUCAAAAAGUCAAACAGUUGCCAGAUUUCAUCACAUUGCACACUGCUUUACUCAUCCAUCACCUGACAGCAACUGUGUUUGUUGGCAUACCUGCAAGAAAGGCUUGAGCUUUCAAAGGCUAAGAACAUUAUUAUUCAAAAUGUCCAGCCUGAAGUGUACCUUAAGGAAUUCAAAUGUAAAGCCACUCAGCGCUAUCUUCCCACACAGAGUCUACUCCUGAAACUUCAUUCCAUCAUCGACAGUGAUGGCCUGUUAUGUGUAAGACGGGAUGCAUAAUACAGUCAGGUCUGGAAAAGACUGAAGCAAACCCUCUCAUUAACCCAAGCCAUAAUCAUGUUGCUACCUUGCUUGUACGCUAUCACCACAAAGAAGUGAAACACCACGGCAGGCAUUUCACAGAAGGUGUCAUCCCAGCUAGAGGACUGUGGAUAAUUGAAGCCAAGAGGUGCAUCAGCAGCGUUAUCCAUAGAUGUGUAUCUUGCCAGAAACUGCUAGAGAGGAGAGAAGAGCAACAAAUGGCUGACCUACCUGCCGAACAUCUGCAAACAGAACCUCACUUUUCCUUUGUGGGACUUGAUGUUUUUGGACCAUGGGAAGUCACCUCAAGACAUACUAGGGGCGGCCAAACUAAAGGUGGAUGGUAAUUUUCACCUGCAUGUGCACCAGGGCUAUAUAAGUUGAAGUAGUGGAAUCAAUGAGUUUCAUAAAUGCAUUACAGCGAUUCGUCUCCAUCAGAGGUUAUGAUCAGACUGCGGUACCAAUUUUGACAGUGUUUGUAAGGAAAUGAAGAUGUAUCCUCCAAGCCCUGACCAGACAAGUGUGGAGAAGUUUCUCCAUGAUAGAAGAUGUACCUGGGUGUUCAAUCCCCCAAACUCAUCACAUAUAGGUGGCACAUGGGAACAGAUGAUUGGGAUUGCGCAGCGCAUCUUGGAUUCUAUGCUCCUUCAUGUGGGAUGUCCUCAGCUAAAGCAAGAGGUACUAAUUACGCUUAUGGCAGAGGUCACUGGUAUAGUAAACGCAUGACUUUUAGUUCCUGUGUCGUCAGACCCUGAAUUGCUUCUCCUCUUGACCCAUAUAUGUUCCUGACACAGAAGAUUGGUGCACCACCUUCCCCACAGGUUGACUUUGUCAAAGUAGAGCUGUUCAAGAAUCAGUAGAAACGGAUGCAACACCUGGCUAAUACCUUCUGGGAUAGAUGGCGGAGUGAGUACCUGAGUAUUCUGCAAGGCCACAGGAAAUGGUAGCUUAGAAGGCCCAACCUUAAGGAAGGCGACAUUGUCCUGAUGAAAGAAAUUCGUACGAGGAGGAAUGACUGGCUGAUGGGAAUCAUCAUGAAGACAUUCCCCAGCAAGGACGGAAUGGUCAGAAAAGUGGAGGCGAAGGUUGUCAUGCAAGAUGCCACAGGAAUUCUUCAGGUGAGAGCUUUGAAGGACUAUUGGAAUCUUCAUGACCCUACCGCCCUCAACAUUCGUGCUGGUGAUGUCAUUAUGGUGCUGGAGCAACACAUGGAUGGUCGCUGGAAGGGCCACAUCCAUGACAGCCAGAGAGGCAUAGACCGCGUGGGCUACUUCCCACCCUCCAUAGUGGAAGUCAUCAGUCGUCACUAUGGGGGCACACUAUCUCGCCAUUGCUCUAUGCCAUGCCAGAGGCAUCAGCUCUGCAGAGCUCCCCUUUCUUCCGGUCUGAGCAUGAACACCUCUGCCACCCCUAAAACUGAUGACUCAUACAUCCCUAAUUCCCUUCUGGCACCAACCCAUGCAAACUGCCUGAGCACCAAUCGAGGUGGCCCCCCCAGCAGCUGCUCCCAGCUCACUCUGCCUUUUCUUGAGGACAUCUGGGUUCUGAGGAAUUCCUGUGCAGCAGGAGACAGGAACAGUGUGGGUAGCACUGGCAGUGUUGGAAGCACACGUAGUGCCGGUAGUGGACAAAGCACAGAAAACACCACCACCUCAAAUGGCCAGCACAGCACCAAUGCUGAGGCCAGCAAACCACCUGUUCCCCUUGUUGGUGAUUCAGCACAACUGGACCAUCUCAAACAGCCAGACCACAGUGCAGGCAUUCAUCAGAGGACAGUGCUUGCUGUGCCGAAAACAUCAGAGCAGAGUUUCUUUCAGCAGUUUGUGCGACCACAGCAGCUGCUUGAGGGCAGGCAGGAUGCUGAAGCAAUCUACCAGUGGCUGUCUGAGUUUCAGCUGGAGCAGUACACUUGUAACUUCAUCAACGCAGGCUAUGAUGUCCCCACUAUCAGCCGAAUGACUCCUGAGGAUCUCACUGCUAUUGGUGUUACAAAGCCAGGUCACCGGAAGAAAAUCUCAAUGGAGAUUGGAAACCUAAGUAUUCCAGAGUGGCUACCUGAAUAUACACCAGUGGAUCUUGGUGAAUGGCUCAGUGCUAUAGGCCUGCCUCAAUACCAUACGAAGCUGCUAGAGAAUGGCUAUGACUCCAUCAACAUUGUACGAGACCUCACAUGGGAGGACUUACAGGAGAUUGGGAUCACUAAGCUAGGGCAUCAGAAGAAAAUCAUGCUGGCAGUAAAGAAGCUUUCUGAUCUCCAUAAGGCUCUCCUCCAGGCCGAGUCAGGUCAGGGCACUCUGCGCUGCAAGCAUCUGUCUGCACUGGACCUGCUGCCCAUUGAUGGAGGUGACCCUACCAAGCCCUACACACACAAAAUGCUCACCUUCCAGGCUAGUGAGCUGAGUGCUGAACUCCAGAGUGCCAUGUCAACACAGCAUGAUGACCUUCAGGAGGGCCUGGCUAUCAAGAGUGCUGUGGCUCUUUCAGUGAGCCAGGAGAGUAUUGAUGCUCGUUCGGGUGGUUCAGGCUGGUCACAGGAGAACCCCAUAAUGUCUUGCUCCUUCUCAUCAGCUACCCCUUGUCACAGCCAGUCUCAAGAUAGUCAGCUCAACAGCCCUUCAAAACAAAGAAACAUUCCAGAAGGUCAGGACCAUCAGCAAAAGGGGCCCACUGGUUCCUGUCCAUCGUGCAUUAUGAUGGAUGUCAAGCCCAAACCAGGUAGUUCUUUGGCACAGAAAGCCUUCAGCUACUUGAAUGCUAACAGUGGCACAGCCACCCUGGACCACAGUUUGCCCAGAGUGCCUAAAAAGCACACACAGAAUCUGACACGCCAUGCAUUGUCUGACGGUGAGGCUGAGGAAGAGGAUGAUGAACAGCUGGCAAUGCCUUCCACCACUGCACUGCCUUCUUAUGCCACACUGAGCCGCAGACCUAAACGUGGGCAUCUCAUCCGAGCCCAGUCUACGCCAGAGCAGUCAGUUAAUCGUAGCCACUCAUUUGCAGUCAGGACCCGGCGCAAAGGCCCUCCCCCUCCUCCACCCAAGCGCCUCAGCUCUGUCAGCAGUAGUAGUAGCAGCAGCACUGAGACUGCAAAGUCUCCAGCCCCACCUAUAGGUCAAGUGGAGACUGACAACCCUGAAAGUGUCAAGAGCAUUGCAGCUACUCCAGAAACAACCAUAAUGGGCCCCAAGGCUAACCUCUGCCGUGAAGGCAAAACUGCCCUUUCUGGGUCCUCUGAGAUUUCCAGGAGAAGGGUUUUGAGCCAGAGCGAAACUAGCAUGCAUCCACAGGCUAAAAGAGAUGACCGAGUUGUUAAGUCAGAUUCUGAGGAGGAUGAAGGUGCUAAGGACAAAGGCCUGGACAGUUCUUCCUCACCUCAAAAUAGUUCUGGGGAGUGUAUCCCCUUUGCUGAAGAGGGCAACCUCACCAUCAAGCAACGGCCCAAAGCAAGCAAAGUUGACAGCACCACUGAGGCUCCAGAGAAAGAGACGUCAGCUAAGGUGCCAGAGCUGCCAGAGUUUAAAUUGAAGGAAUCAGACACAGUAAAGAGGCGCCAUAAGCUGAAGGAGAAGGACCAGCCACUUGCCAUGCCCACUAGCAGAGGAGAGAGUGGGCAACAGUGUCUAAGUGCAGUUAACCUGUGCAUCAGUGAGAUAUCAAUUACACCACCAUAUGUGCAACCUCUAAUUGUGCAGGCUCUGAAGACACCUCUCUCCCCGGAACCAGCCAGUCCACCAAAACCUGCACAUCACACUAGUAAUCUCAAUCAGCAUGCUCCUGCAGUCACAGCUGGACAACAAGGUGUUAUGCUGAGUGUGGUGCAGAAUGUGGCUUUUGCAGCACCCACAUCUUCAAUGCCAUGUUCCCCAGUAGCUGUACCUCCAGUUCAGAUGGUGACAUCAGGAACGUUUCAGGCAUGUGUGGAGGCUGGUCCAGAGUCCAUGCUGGUGCAGCAGAGACUGGAUCAGACCAGCUCCUCUCUGGAGAAGGCACUGAAGGCUGUGGAGAAAAAACUUACUUUGGAGGACAUGAACGAUGGAGGAUGCAACACCGUGAAGUCUGCAGGGAAUAUUCUUGAUGACAUUGGGAACAUGUUCGAUGAUCUGGCAUACCAGCUGGACGCUAUGCUUGACUGAACUCCCUUCUCAAACGUCAUACUGUAGCUCAAAGUGAUGUUUGGAUGUGAUGUAGGAGACAGAAAGAAAAAAGAACGCAAAGUGGGCCUGCUUACAGAACAAUUCAAACCAUUGGCUAUUAAUUUGCUUUUCUUUACCAUGAAAUAGGACUUUGCUGCUUGUGGGUUUACAAUGCAAAAAUGAAAAGGGACACAACAUUUUCUACAAGGUCUCUGAACUCAUGUUUGACCAUUAACCAUUUCCAUUAACUCCAUUAAUUACUAUUUAUGCUUUAUACACUAAAACACUAGUGUCCACCAUAGGCUGCUGCUGUUUAGCCUAUGCUUUAACAGGAAGUAAAAUUUACAGUUAUUCCAGUUAUGAACCUAAUAACAUUUAUGUAAUUUAUUUUCUUUUUUUUUAAAAAAUGUUUUGUCUAUUUACUUUGGUUGGAUCUUUAAAUAUAAACCAAUAAAACAUGAGUACAAUUUAAUAUGGCAAGUGGACCCAGAUGACCUCGGACAGUAAACCAGAAUUACUUUAUUCUUGCACCAAGACUUUUUUCAACUUGUAUGUGUAUAUUUAAAACGUGUAUUUUCCUGAGCAUUUCAUUUAUGACUAGUUUUAUAUCGAAUUUGGUUGCCAUUUUAAAAUGUACUUGCCUUUUAGUGUCAGUAAAAUUUACAGCAUAACAUGGAUUACAGUUAUGUUGUGUGUAGUAACAACAAAAGUUUUCAGUAGUUAUUAUUGUAAAGGGAACACAUCAUCUUUGGCAACACAAAGUUUUGCCAGUGUGGAAUUAUAGGGGAAGCAGAUGUAUUAUGAAUGAUUGCUAUAUUAUUUACAUUCACUAUUUUUGAAAAAUAAAAAUGCAUAUUAGUAAAAAAUUAAAAAAAAAUAAAAUUUAUUUAA